AUGCCUCGCCUCAAACACCUCCGCUUCACCGGCGUCGGCGUGAGGAGGACGGAUGACACCAAAGCCGCCGUCACCGUGCUCGCCGAUGACCUCGGGACUCUCCGCAUGUCAUGCCGUUGGUGCAAGCAAGACCGAAUCGCCAUCGAGCGGUUGUUGUUCGUGUGUGUCACUCGGCGUCUGGCCGUGUUCACAAAAUACUCGUUGUUUCGCUUACGCGCACCAAAGCUGGCGGUGUUCGAGUGGCGAUGCUGCUAUGCUGACGAGGUGCGCAUUGAGGCCGUGGGCCGCCUCUCCGAUGUCGCCAUCAAGGUUGACGCCGGUAGGACGCGCACGCCAACUCCGAUUGGCACGGAACCCAAGUACGUGACAAUAAAACAAUGUGACAAACUUGUGACUGACAUCCUUCAAGGGCUUAUGCCUGGCUUGCAGCCGCGCACUUGGAAAGAUGUGACGAGAGUCAAAUACCCCCACGUUGGCAAGGAGUUCUUACUUGAGGCGGACACCGGUGCCUGGUCCCUCCAGUUGCCGCCCACUACGGUUGAGAGCGAAGUGGUGCCGCUGCACGGACCCGCACAUCGGGCGAGUGCAGUGCGCUUCAUUGCCAAGAUGAGCGUCACGUCGGACACCAUGCCUCGCCUCAAACACCUCCGCUUCACCGACGUCAGCGUGAGGACGGAUGACACCAAAGCCGCCGUCACCGUGCUUGUCGAUGACCUCAGGACUCUCCGCAUGUCAUGCCGUUGGCACAGCAAGAUUGAAUCGCCAUCGGAGCCGUUGUUAUACUUGUGUCACUCGGGCGUCAUAGCCGUGUUCACCAAAUACUCGUUGUUCCGCUUAUGCGCACCCAAGCUGGCGGUGUUCGAGUGGCGAUGCUGCUAUGCUGACGAGGUGCGCAUUGAGGCCGUGGGCCGCCUCUCCGAUGUCGCCAUCGAGGUUGACGCCGGUAGGACGCGCACGCCGACUCCGAUUGAAACGGAACCCAAGUACGUGACCAUACAACAACGUGACAAACUUGUGACCGACAUCCUUCAAGGGCUUAUGCCUGGGCUGCAGCCGCGCACUUGGAAAGAUGUGACGAGGCAGCGGUACCUGUCGCCUUGUAGCAGGCCGACAGGUGACGUCAUCCCUAAAGCAAGUACUCUGCAAUCCAUGGUCACGGACAUGAUUCAACAACAGGACCUAUGCUGCAUGUCGAAGUACAGCAAGACUGAAUCGCCAUCGGAGCCGCUGUUGUUCUUGUGUCACUUGGGUGUCACAGCCGUGUUCACCAAAUACUCGUUCCGCUUACGCGCACCCAAGCUGCCGGUGUUCGAGUGGCGAUGCUGCUAUGCUGACGAGGUGCGCAUUGAGGCCGUGGGCCGCCUCUCCGAUGUCACCAUCGACGUUGACACCGGUAGUACGCGCACGCCGACUCCGAUUGGCACAGAACCCAAGUACGUGACAAUACAACAACGUGACAAACUUGUGACCGACAUCCUUCAAGGGCUUAUGACUGGGCUGCAGCCGCGCACUUGGAGAGAUGUGACGAGCAAGACUGAAUCGCCAUCGGAGCCGCUGUUGUUCUUGUGUCACUUGGGUGUCACCGCCGUGUUCACCAAAUACUCGUUGUUCCGCUUACGCGCACCCAAGCUGCCGGUGUUCGAGUGGCGAUGCUGCUAUGCUGACGAGUUGCGCAUUGAGGCCGUGGGCCGCCUCUCCGAUUUCGCCAUCGAGGUUGACGCCGGUAGGACGCGCACGCCGACUCCGAUUGGCAUGGAACCCAAGUACGUGACAAUACAACAAUGUGACAAACUUUUGACCGACAUCCUUCAAGGGCUUAUGCCUGGGCUGCAGCCGUGCACUUGGAAAGAUGUGACGAGAGUCAAAUACCCCCAUGUGGACAAGGAGUUCUUACCUGAGGCGGACGCCGGUGCCUGGUCCCUCCAGCUGCCGCCCGCUACGGUCGAGCAGCAGGACCUGCACAUCGGCGAGUGCACGCUCGAUGCCAGUAUGAGCGUCACGUCGGACACCAUGCCUCGCCUCAAACACCUCCGCUUCACUGACCUCAGCGUGAGGACGGAUGACACCAAAGCCGCCGUCACCGUGCUCGCCGAUGACCUCAGGACUCUCCGCAAGUCAUGCCGUUGGUACAGCCAGACUGAAUCGCCAUCGGAGCCGCUGUUGUUCUUGUGUCACUCGGGCGUCACAGCCGUGUUCACCAAAUACUCGUUGUUCCGCUUACGCGCACCCAAGCUAGCGGUGUUCGAGUGGCGAUGCUGCUAUGCUGACGAGGUGCGCAUUGAGGCCGUGGGCCGCCUCUCCGAUGUCGCCAUCGAGGUUGACGCCCGUAGGACGCGCACGCCGACUCCGAUUGGCAUGGAACCCAAGUUCGUGACAAUACAACAACGUGACAAACUUGUGACCGACAUCCUUCAAGGGCUUAUGACUGGGCUGCAGCCACGCACUUGGAAAGAUGUGACGAGAGUCAAAUACCCCCACGUGGGCAAGGAGUUCUUACCUGAGGCGGACGCCGGUGCCUGGUCCCUCCAGCUGCCGCCCGCUACGGUCGAGCAGCAGGUGCUGCCGUUCUGUAUGAGCGUCACGUCGGACACCAUGCCUCGCCUCAAACACCUCCGCUUCACCGACGUCAGCGUGAGGACGGAUGACACCAAAGCCGCCGUCACCGUGCUCGCCGAUGACCUCAGGACUCUCCGCAUGUCAUGCCGUUGGUACAGCAAGACUGAAUCGCCAUCGGAGCCGCUGUUGUUCUUGUGUCACUCGGGCGUCACAGCCGUGUUCACCAAAUACUCGUUGUUCCGCUUACGCGCACCCAAGCUGGCGGUGUUCGAGUGGCGAUGCUGCUAUGCUGACGAGGUGCGCAUUGAGGCCGUGGGCCGCCUCUCCGAUGUCGCCAUCGAGGUUGACGCCCGUAGGACGCGCACGCCGACUCCGAUUGGCACGGAACCCAAGUUCGUGACAAUACAACAACGUGACAAACUUGUGACCGACAUCCUUCAAGGGCUUAUGCCUGGGCUGCAGCCACACACUUGGAAAGAUGUGACGAGCAAGACUGAAUCGCCAUCGGAGCCGCUGUUGUUCUUAUGUCACUCGGGCAUCACAGCCGUGUUCACCAAAUACUCGUUGUUCCGCUUACGCGCACCCAAGCUGGCGGUGUUCGAGUGGCGAUGCUGCUAUGCUGACGAGGUGCGCAUUGAGGCCGUGGGUCGCCUCUCCGAUGUCGCCAUCGAGGUUGACGCCGGUAGGACGCGCACGCCGACUCCAAUUGGCCCGGAACCCAAGUACGUGACAAUACAACAACGUGACAAACUUGUGACCGACAUCCUUCAAGGGCUUAUGCCUGGGCUGCAGCCACGCACUUGGAAAGGUGUGACGAGGUAUGUAUAUACUCGACUUUAA
This is a messenger RNA of Miscanthus lutarioriparius, 3396 nucleotides long. The record is from the annotation of a GenBank genome assembly. NCBI's taxonomy places the organism in Eukaryota, Viridiplantae, Streptophyta, Magnoliopsida, Poales, Poaceae.